Propithecus coquereli (Coquerel's sifaka) is the source of this 1180-nucleotide messenger RNA. It is a transcript of the gene ISOC2, whose product is annotated as isochorismatase domain containing 2. Gene Ontology annotation, cellular component: cytoplasm. NCBI's taxonomy places the organism in Eukaryota, Metazoa, Chordata, Mammalia, Primates, Indriidae. Bases 263 to 880 code for a protein of 205 amino acids. The record is from RefSeq and is a predicted model, not a curated record. The transcript is spliced from 6 exons.
AGGUGAGUGUCCCCCAGGCCCCACCUGCGGAGGCGCCGGCCUGGGCUCGAACCUGGCACUUCCGGGUAAGUUCCUGUUGCUACCCACGCUGCUUGGAGACCGACCUUCUCGCCUUGCAAAUGGGGAAACUGAGGCUCUGCCCAGGCGUCCUGGGCCAAGAUCACCAGAACUGGUGAUCCCGCGCCAGAAUUGGCUGGCCAGGGACUUGAACCCUCCCCGGAGCGCGCCCACCACCUCUGUAUCGUAUCAACCCUGCGAGGACAUGGCAGCUGCCAGGCCCAGCCUGGGCCGAAUCUUCCCAGGAUCGUCCAUCCUGUUCCUGUGCGACAUGCAGGAGAAGUUCCGCCACCACAUUGCCUACUUCCCGCAGAUCGUCUCAGUGGCCGCUCGCAUGCUCAGGGCGGCCCGGCUGCUGGAGGUGCCAGCCGUGCUGACAGAGCAGUACCCGGAAGGCCUGGGCCCCACAGUGCCUGAGCUGGGGGCUGAGGGCCUGCAGCCACUGGCCAAGACCUGCUUCAGCAUGGUGCCUGCCCUGCAGCGCGAGCUGGACAGCCGGCCUCAGCUGCGCUCUGUGCUCCUCUGCGGCAUUGAGACACAGGCCUGCAUUUUGAACACAGCCCUGGACCUCCUGGACCGGGGGCUGCAGGUCCACGUGGUGGUGGACGCCUGCUCCUCACGCAGCCAGGUGGACCGGCUGAUGGCGCUGACCCGAAUGCGGCAGAGCGGUGCCUUCCUCUCCACCAGCGAAGGGCUCAUUCUGCAGCUCCUGGGAGAUGCCGCCCACCCCCAGUUCGAGGAGAUCAUGAAGAUCAUCAAGGAGCCUGCCCCAGACAGCGGGCUGCUGGGCCUCUUCCAAGGCCAGAACCCCCUCUUCCACUGAACUCCCGCCUUCUUGAGGAAAGACCACCUAUCCCCGGACCCCCGUCCCCGGAUCCCAAGAGUGGUGUAGUCCGCCAGGAGUGCCGCCCUCUCGGGAGGGGAGGCGCGAUGCCACGUUCCCAUUGGGCGGCUGCUCCCGGAAAUGCAAAUGAGACUCCUGGAAGCUGGGCGGGAGUUGGCUUAGCGGAGAUGAAGGCGGGGCUCAGCCCCCGGGCCACUUCACGAGGCGGGAAGGGGAGGGGGAAGGAGUGUCACAGACUGUGGGACACGGACUUGCGGAAUAAACAUUGAUGUGACUGUG